AUGACGAAGAAGGCCACACACACCCCGUUGCCUGCAAAGCGCGGCGUAACCAAGAGGAGUUCGAACAGGACGACGAGGCCAGGAACCGUGUCCUCAGGUAACGCUGAUGAAGGGCGUCUGAAAGACAGGAUCAGCGCUCUUCCGGACAGCCUCCUCUGUUGCAUCCUCACCCUGCUCAGUGUCCGUGACGCCGCGCGAACGACCGUACUGUCCUCGCCAUGGCGGCACAUAUUAUCAUCGCCAGAGUACCAAUAUGACACCAUUGACGACAACGACAUGUGGCAUGGGCGGCGCCGGCUGGACACGAGGACCCACUGGUACCAGGACUCCAAUCAGUGGCAGUUGCGCUCCGAAGCGAUCACCUCCUCGCUCACCAGGCACCGUGGCCCCAUCCGCCGGUUCAUCGUCCAGCGGACGCUCCCGUUGGGCUGCACGGUGUCAGAGUGGCUCGACACGCUGUCCCAAAGAGGGGCCGUCGAGGAACUUGUCCUCGAGAUGCCGCCAUUUCCACAGCUUUUGCUGCCUCACUUCAUCUUCAACUGCAGUUCCCUCCGGUCGCUGAGCCUCUCCAAUUGGAGCUGGCCUCGCAUCGGCCCAAACGAAGUCCCGGUUGGCUACUUCCCGGCGUGGAUGCUCCCUUCCCUGACGGAGCUUACCCUGAGCUGGAUGGACAUGACGGUGCGGGACGUGGAGGACCUACUGCAGCGGUGCCCGGCGCUGCUGAGCCUGUCGAUCCGAUACCCCCGCCAGAGCGGGACCCUGGAGAUUCGAUGCAAGAACCUCCUGAGCCUGACCAUCGCGGAGAACUAUGGGUUUUGGUAUGCUCUGGUCCGCAUCGUGGACGCUCCCAAGCUUGUACGGCUGCUGUGGUGGCCGCCUUCGCCGUUGCAUGUCGUCUUCGAGGGGACGCUCCAGGAACAGACGCCGAGACUGCAUACUCUCGGCAUCUUCCAGAGCAGCACGCUCGGGGUAGUGUUGGAACAGGUGAAGACCAUUGCUCUGAUCACCAACGUGGAUAACUUCAACGAGGUGCAGCAGGCCAUCUUGUUGCUGCACAACUUCCCCCAAUUGGAAACACUUCACAUGCAGAUGAAGAACGGGUCCAACAGCACUAUGAGUAAGCUGAUCAGCUUCGAGGAAAUGGCCGGCGGCCCGGUGGCGUGCCUUGAGAACAGCCUCAAGACGAUCGUCCUGAGGGUGAACAAUCUGGUGCGCCAGAAGCUGGCGUUCGCCAAUUUCCUCCUGAGGGCAGCCAAAGCGCUUAAGUCGAUGCUCGUCUGCAACAAGAGGAUGGCCGGUGAGCUGUUGAGCCCGGAGAGCAGGGGCGCCCACGGCGCGCAGGUCGUGUUCCUCGAGAACAGCAAGUGCACCCUCGAGUUGGACAUGUCUGCCUCCAACAUCAAGCUCGCUGACCCGUUCAUGCCGUAA
Phragmites australis (common reed) is the source of this 1428-nucleotide messenger RNA. RefSeq names its product F-box/LRR-repeat protein At3g03030-like. The record is from RefSeq and is a predicted model, not a curated record. Bases 1 to 1428 code for a protein of 475 amino acids. Gene Ontology annotation, molecular function: protein binding. Lineage: Eukaryota; Viridiplantae; Streptophyta; Magnoliopsida; Poales; Poaceae. The transcript is spliced from 2 exons.